AUGAGUCUCGCGGGCGAGCAGGGCGCGUCGGAGAGCGUCUUCGACCUGGACUACGCCGCCUGGCGGGUCCGCGCCGCGCUGGUGGCCGCCGGCUUUGCCUUCUACCUGGGCGUCUUCGUGGUGUGCCACCAGCUGUCCUCCUCCCUGAACGCCACGUACCACGCCCUGGUGGCCAAGGAGCGGGUCUUCUGGAACCUGGCGGCCACGCGGGCCGUGUUCGGCGCGCAGGGCACGGCCGCGGGCCUGUGGACGCUGCUGGCGGACCCGGUGCUGGCGGCCGACAAGGUGCGCGCCCAGCAGAGCUGGUCCUGGUUCCACGUGGCCACGGCCACCGGCUUCUUCUGCUUCGAGAACGCGGCCCUGCACCUGUCCAACGCGCGCUUCCGCACCUUCGACCCCUUCCUGGCGCUGCACCACCUCUUCGCCUUCCUGGGCUUCCUGGGGCUGCUGGCCAACCUGCAGGCCGGCCACUACCUGGCCAUGGCCACGCUGCUGCUGGAGGUCAGCACGCCCUUCACCUGCGUGUCCUGGAUGCUGCUGAAGGCUGGCUGGGCCGACUCGCUGCUCUGGAAGGCGAACCAGUGGCUGAUGGUCCACAUGUUCCACUGCCGCAUGGUGCUCACCUACCACAUGUGGUGGGUGUGCCUGCAGCACUGGGAGGGCCUGCGGGACACCCUGGACCCGCCCCACCUGGCACUCUUCCUGCUGGGCCUGAGCCUCCUCACGCUGGUGCUCAACCCCUACUGGACCCACAAGAAGACGCAGCAGCUGCUCAGCCCCGUGGACUGGAACUUCGCGGCGCCCCCGCCGCCGCCCCGGGCCAACGGCCGGCUGCCCCCCAAGAAGGGGCUGUAG
Messenger RNA from Pipistrellus nathusii (Nathusius's pipistrelle), 855 nucleotides. The record is from the annotation of a GenBank genome assembly. Lineage: Eukaryota; Metazoa; Chordata; Mammalia; Chiroptera; Vespertilionidae.